Molecule: messenger RNA, 2785 nt
Organism: Arabidopsis lyrata subsp. lyrata
Lineage: Eukaryota; Viridiplantae; Streptophyta; Magnoliopsida; Brassicales; Brassicaceae
Product: UPF0481 protein At3g47200
Exons: 1
Coding region: 1433-2677 (414 amino acids)
Source: RefSeq, a predicted model, not a curated record
UAUAAAUACCUGUCAAAGUAUACUCUGCCGCAGCUACAACUAAUUCCUCCUAGAACCCUAAUUCACCGUUUCUAUGUGAUUAAGCUCACAUACAUAAGAUCGCUUCUAUUUCUCCCUUUUCGUUUUAAGAUUCCAAUCUCUUUUGCCUUCAAAAACUCGAAAGUGUUGAUUUUUAUUUCAUUAUCGUUCUGAAACUAUUGUCUCUGCCGUUUUGAUUCGAUACGACUUAAGUGGAUGCUUUUGUUAGUCCUUAGGCUCAGAUUUUGGUUAUUUCUUAGAAUCAGGUUUAAAAGUUCUUGUUUUCGAUUUGAAGCGUUAUGGAAAUCCCAAUGAUGACUGAUUAUGAAAAAAAUGUUAAAAGUAGUGACUGAUAUCUUUUGAUGAAGUUUUUAGCUCUGAGGGAUUUAAUUUGCUCUUUGUUUUCUUUUAACGAUCCGUUGUUUGACAUUGGUUAGUUUGGUGAGUUUUUGUUUUUGCUUGAUUUGAAGCAUAUUAAUGCACACGGCCUUAGCCACAUCCCAAUGAUGAAUGAUAUGAAGAAAAAAAAUGUUAAAAGUAGUGACUGAUUAUACCUUGAUUACUAAUCAAUUCUGAGGGAUUCAUUCAGCUAAGGCUUUUAUAACUUCAAUUCUCUUAUAUGUUAUCUUUGUUUUACUUAACACUCUAUGUGCCCUGUGAUGACUGAUAAAAUAUUUAUGGUUAAAAGUAGUGUCUGAUAUCUUAUUGAUGAAUAUUUCAAAUCUGAGGGCUUAAUUUUUUUUUAAUAAAAGUAGUGACUGAUAGCUUAUGCAAAAUCUUGUUUUCAUUCUUGAUCAUCCUAAAUGCCAGCUUCUGCAGUGAAGUGCAAUGUCGUAAAGGUCUCUUUCGUGAGCAAGUAAAAUCCCACCGGCGGAAGAAAUCUCUCUGCAUUGCACUUCAUCUGCAGAAGCUGGCGAUUUUAGUCAAUUGGAGUGAAUUUUGGGCCUGUGUCUUCAAUGUAUUAUGCUCUUUUGUUUUUCCCUGGUGUGCUUGACCAAGAUGAAUUUUUGACUCUACUGGUUCACAAUUUUGAUAGAACGGUUGGAUUAAAUGGAAAACACAGCGACAUCAGCUUAUUUACAUAACCAACCUAAUGAAAAAAAAAAACCAAAAAUGUUAGUUUGUCAAACCUCACCAAAUCAUCUAUUGAAAGAUUUCCUUUGCCUUUUUUAAAACUCCUAUUUCAGGAUUGAAAUAUACAAAGCUUAUUAGCAGUACUUCUUGGACCCAUGUGUUUGAUAUUUUUUGGGGUUGAGAUAAUGAGAUCUCUUCAAGCGUGUUUCUUCCUUCCAAAGUCCAAAAGAAUGUGUGUGAAACGUAGACUUUCUAAAAGGUUACCUCUGUGUGCCCGUUUACCUCCGGAGAAUCUUUUUCUUCUUUCUCUCUAGACGUGCUUUGCUUUGCAUAUGAGAGGAUGAAUCAGAAUGAAGGUGACGCCCUUGUAGAUUCCAUCAAAGCAAAGUUAGACUUUUUGUCAUCUCUUUCAACCAAAUGCUGUAUAUACAAGGUACCUAAUAAGCUCCGUAGACUCAAUCCUGAUGCAUAUACGCCUCGGCUUGUGUCUUUUGGCCCGCUACAUCGUGGUAAAGAAGAGCUUCAAGCUAUGGAAGAUCAUAAAUACAGGUAUUUGCAGAGUUUUAUCCCUAGAACAAACUCUAGUCUAGAGGACCUUGUUAGAGUUGCUAGGACUUGGGAACAAAAUGCUCGCAGCUGUUACGCAGAAGAUGUGAAACUUAAUAGCGAUGAGUUUGUUAUGAUGUUAGUUGUAGAUGGUAGCUUCCUGGUUGAACUUCUUUUGAGGUCUCAUUAUCCUCGGCUUAGAGGCGAGAAUGAUCGGAUAUUUGGGAAUUCAAUGAUUAUCACUGACGUGUGCCGUGACAUGAUUUUGAUCGAAAAUCAGUUACCCUUUUUCGUUCUAAAGGAGAUAUUUCUUCUCUUGUUUAUAUACUACCAACAAGGAACACCUUCAAUCACACAGCUAGCGCAACGCCACUUCAGUUAUUUCUUGAGCCGCAUUGAUGAUGAGAAGUUUAUUUCAGAGCCAGAACAUUUUGUUGAUCUUCUGAGGUCUUGUUAUCUGCCACAGCUUCCAAUUAGAUUGGAAUACACUACAUUGAAAGUGGACAAUGCACCUGAAGCAACAGAACUUCACACUGCUGGAGUUAGGUUCAAGCCAGCAGAGAGCACUAGUUGUUUACUUGACAUUAGUUUUGCUGAUGGAGUACUGAAGAUUCCAACCAUUGUCGUCGAUGAUCUCACGGAGUCCCUCUACAGAAACAUCAUUGUGUAUGAACAAUGUCAUUGCUCAAAUAAGAACUUCCUCCACUACACCACACUGCUCGGUUGCUUCAUUAAAUCCCCUACAGAUGCUGACUUGCUCAUCCGCAGUGGGAUCAUCGUGAACCAUCUGGGGAACUCAGUAGAUGUUUCGAAGUUGUUCAAUAGCAUCAGCAAAGAGGUUAUCUAUGACAGAAGAUUCUACUUUUCGACACUCUCUGAGAACCUUCAAGCUUACUGCAACACACCAUGGAAUAGGUGGAAGGCAAUUCUGAGACGUGACUACUUCCACAAUCCUUGGUCAGUUGCUUCUGUUUUUGCAGCUUUACUUCUUCUCCUUCUCACUUUCAUUCAGGCUGUAUGCUCUAUCUUGGCUUUGUAAGUCUAUUGGGACAUCACUUGGUCAAUAAAACUAAACAUCUGUCUUUUGAAUAUAUAUAUAUAAUUGUAGUAUCUUAAUGUGUCAAAAUUAUCUUUGGUUUCACAAUUU